Cetraspora pellucida is the source of this 772-nucleotide messenger RNA. The record is from the annotation of a GenBank genome assembly. NCBI's taxonomy places the organism in Eukaryota, Fungi, Glomeromycota, Glomeromycetes, Diversisporales, Gigasporaceae.
UUUCAUUUGGACAAUUUUUUGGUAUUUUUAUGGGAAAAGUGAUCCUAGAGAUUAUUCAGGAAUCAGUAAAGAAGAAUUAGAUUGGAUUUUUGAAAAUAAAUCAAUAGUUGAUUCUGAAGAAAAUUUUGGUCAUUAUCAAUCAGGAUCUGGUGAACAUAUUGCGAUUUCUGAUGAUCAUAACAUUCCUGAAGACGAAAAUGAUAUAUUAUUACCAAAAAGUCAAAUAUCAUCAAAGCCACGUUAUAUACAGAAAAUUCCUUGGAAAUUAAUAUUUUCUCGUCGUGAAGUGUGGGCAAUUAUGAUCAGUCACUUUUUUUAUUCUUGGGGCUAUUUUAUUCUAAUUAGUUGGCUACCAACAUUUUAUAAUGAAUAUCUUCACGUAGACAUUAAUCUCAUUGGAUAUUACACAGCUUUACCUUACUUUUCGUACAUCGUGAUUGGAUCUAUAGUCGGCUAUAUCUGUGAUUAUGCGAUUCAUCAAUUAAAAAUUCGUGUUUUAACUGUACGAAGGUCCACUAAUAUUAUCGGAACUCUUGGAAUAUCAACAUCUCUUUUACUUAUGGAUAUCGCGCCAAAAUAUGCUGGUGUAAUUUAUGCCUUAGGAAAUACUUGUGGAAUGGCUCCAGCUUUUUUUGGUGUAGCAUUAACAGGUUGGAUUUUAGAUGUUACGAAUAAUAAUUGGAGUAUUAUUUGGAUUAUAUGUUCUUUAUUUUAUAUUAUUGGAUCAAUAUUUUUUGUUAGCUGGGCUGGUGGCGAAAUAAUAAUUGAUUAA